Molecule: messenger RNA, 2265 nt
Organism: Ruditapes philippinarum (Manila clam)
Lineage: Eukaryota; Metazoa; Mollusca; Bivalvia; Venerida; Veneridae
Product: dual specificity mitogen-activated protein kinase kinase 4-like
Exons: 15
Coding region: 220-1602 (460 amino acids)
Biological process (GO): MAPK cascade; protein phosphorylation
Molecular function (GO): ATP binding; JUN kinase kinase activity
Source: RefSeq, a predicted model, not a curated record
ACAUAGAGUUAAUGACGUCAAAGGGAUUUUCCCGAGUAGGUUUCAUUGAUGAGUCAUCCAGAAGAAAUGAUCUCCUGAGUGUAGUCAUUUGUACUAACGGUAGAGGCAGUUAGCAAACGGAUUGUCCAAGAAAUAUUCUACAUUUAGGACAAGAUCCCGAAAUCAAAAUCUCUACAGAUGAACGAAUUAAAGCAGAUUUAUUACCGUUGAUAAUUCAAGAUGGCGGAUUCUCAAAAACCGCCUGGCGAUGGGCAAGGAAAAGAUGACCUUACAUUAUUUGCAAGAAAACCGAGGCAACCAUUUGCUCUGGGUGCCUCACAUGUGAAACAUGUCCAAAGUGUUCCCAAUGUUAGACAUCUGGGCUUUUCAGGAAAAGAUGACCUUACAUUAUUUGCAAGAAAACCGAGGCAACCAUUUGCUCCGGGUGCCUCACAUGUGAAACAUGUGCAAAGUGCUCCCAAUGUUAGACAUCUGGGCUUUUCAGAUAAUUCCCUUGGGAUUAGAUCCCGGCUUCAGUUAAAUUUUAAAUCACAAUUAGACAAUCAAAAUGGCGGCUCGGCACCCACUCUCAAAAAGCUUGGAUAUAUGACACAGAUAGAACGGUUACGUUCACACGGUGGCCUAGAGUCAUCUGGGAAGCUACAGGUCAAAGAUAAGAGUUAUAAUUUCACAGCAGAUGAUUUAAAGGAUCUAGGGGAGAUAGGGCGAGGAAAUUAUGGAACUGUGAAUAAAAUGUUACAUGAGAAAAGUGAAACUAUAAUGUCAGUCAAAAGGAUACGUUCAGUGGUCGAUGAGAAGGAACAAAGACAAAUGCUGAUGGAACUAGAUGCUGUGAUGAGAAGUAAUGACUGUCCGUAUAUAGUGCAAUUUUAUGGUGCCCUCUUUAAAGAGUUUAAUGGUGGCCUCUUUAAAGAGGGUGAUUGUUGGAUUUGUAUGGAGUUAAUGGACAUAUCAUUAGACAAGUUUUAUAAAUUUACAUAUGGUCACUUAAAGUCCUCCAUACCGGAGGAAAUCUUAGGCAAAAUAACCGUAGCAACUGUCAAAGCUUUAAAUUAUUUAAAGGAAAAGUUAAAAAUCAUCCAUAGAGAUGUAAAGCCAUCCAAUAUAUUAUUGGACCGAAAAGGAAAUAUUAAAUUAUGUGAUUUUGGCAUUAGUGGUCAGCUGGUUGACUCAAUAGCCAAAAGUCGGGACGCCGGAUGCAGGCCAUACAUGGCGCCCGAAAGAAUAGAUCCUCAUCACUCAAGUCGAGGAUAUGAUGUACGAUCUGAUAUAUGGAGUUUAGGGAUCACCCUGAUGGAGUUAGCCACAGGGAGGUUCCCGUACCCCAAAUGGAAUAGUGUUUUUGAUCAGUUAACUCAAGUUGUUCAAGGUCCCGCACCGCAGCUCAACCCCUCAGAGGGACGAUUCUCAGAGGAAUUCCUUAACUUCCUAGGUGCAUGUUUGACUAAAGAAGAAAGACAAAGGCCAAAAUAUAACAAGUUAUUGGAGCAUCCAUUUAUAAAGCGAUACCAGGAGCUAGAGGUGGACACUGCUACUUAUUUUAAUAGUGUACUAGAUCAAGUGAAAGACUCUUCACUUUUAGAAUUAUCACAAUCGUCAUAACAUUGGUGGACGAGUAGGGACAACCUUCUUCAAUCAACAUUCAGUAUAUAUAUUUAUAUGUAUCAUCCAAUUUUAUACAGGAGACAACAUUAUUACACAUUUGAUGAUUAGUCAUAUAAAAAGAAAAAAAGUUUCGUGUAGUUAUGCAGGUCAGCAUUGAGUAAAUACAGGUCCGAGUUUUUUUGCCAUGUAAACUAUUAAGGUGUUAGGUCAAAAAUUGCAUGGCACUGAAGGUGAAACCUUUUUUUUUUUUUAAUUUCCAUGAAUGAUAUAGAAAAUACAACCAGAGCUGUGGUUAUUUUACUUUGCUUGGGUAAAAUUCAGUCGAGCUAAAAUGGUACAUUGAAAACAUUUUUUCGAUCCCCUUUGUGUUUUUAUUACUUUUUUAUUUGAUUCAGAUAGACUAAAAUGAAAAAAAAUUGAAGACAUUAUCCAACCCCUUUUGUUUUUUUACAAUUUUUUGUAUAUCUUUUGUGAUAAUAUAUUUUCGCAAUGCUAAUCAUUAUGAAUAUAUAGGACAUAUACAAUGUAUUACAAUUUACACCAUCAGUAUCGCAAUGUUCCAAUGUUAUAAUGAUCAUCACGAGUAAUACAGUACACAAUGGUUGCCAUGUGUGGCUUGAAGGGAGAAGUGUCAGCUGUGAAGUUAUACGGGGGCUGUGA